Molecule: messenger RNA, 797 nt
Organism: Ochlerotatus camptorhynchus
Lineage: Eukaryota; Metazoa; Arthropoda; Insecta; Diptera; Culicidae
Gene: Vti1a
Product: Vesicle transport through interaction with t-SNAREs 1a
Exons: 3
Coding region: 75-734 (219 amino acids)
Biological process (GO): intra-Golgi vesicle-mediated transport; macroautophagy; intracellular protein transport
Cellular component (GO): ER to Golgi transport vesicle membrane; late endosome membrane; endoplasmic reticulum membrane
Molecular function (GO): SNAP receptor activity; SNARE binding
Source: RefSeq, a predicted model, not a curated record
AUUGAAUCAGAAAGUGAAAUUCGCUGGCAGAUUAGUUCUCAGAGAAAAUCGUAAGUAAUUUUUUCCAUUUUUCAAUGGAUUUAAUUCAAGACUACGAGCAACAGUACGCUGUUCUAACAGCGGAAGUAACCGCCCAGAUCGGUCGCCUAGGCUCAUCCUCCGCAGGCGAACGAAACAAACUGAUAGCGGAUAUCGAUCGGCAGCUGGAAGAAUCGCAGGAACUGCUGGAACAGAUUGGACUGGAGAUUCGUGACGUACCCCAGGCGAACCGGGCGGGAUACACAUCGCGGUUGAAUUGCUACCAGGCCGAAUGGAAGCGACUGCAGCAGGAAUUUAGCAAUGCGAAAACGACCCGGCCCACAGGUGCUGCUGGCUACGACUCGGUCGAUGAGUUUGAUGAGAUUGGUAUCCAGGAGGAUCAGAAGCGGAGACUGUUGGACAACAGCGAGCGGCUGGAACGGACUGGGAAUUAUCUGAAGGACAGCUACCGAGUAGUUCUGGAGACGGAACAGAUUGGGACGCAGGUGCUGCAGGAUCUGAGCGAACAGCGGGAAACGAUUCACAGGGCAAGGGGACGGCUACGUGAAACCGAUGCCGAGUUGGGACGAUCAUCGCGAUUGCUGAAUAACAUGCUGAUGCGAGCACUGAGGGAGAAAAUUGUACUUAUUUCCGUUGCUGUUGCGAUAUUCCUGGUGCUGUUUUUGAGUAUUUACUUCUCGAUUUCAUCCGAUUAGUAUUUUUUAGCUGAAAGCUACAGGCUACGCUUUUACUGUAUGAUGUGGUGUAAAGCCGGUAUA